AUGAAGGGAACGUCGCCUCGCCCGACGGCCCAUCAUCCGGCGGCCCCUCCUGCCUGCCUGCCCGAUCCCAUCGAUGGAUCAAAGGAAUCGGCGGUGCGCACAUUCAUCAAGAUGUGCGACAAAAUGGAUGCUGAUGACGAACCCAGGAUGGAGUCGCUGCUGUCGAUCGGACAUGGAGGAGGAAGUGCGACGACUUCUGCUUCGCCCGCCUCUUCUACAACGACCACGGCAGUACGCGACGGUCCAGUU
Mesorhabditis spiculigera is the source of this 249-nucleotide messenger RNA. The record is from the annotation of a GenBank genome assembly. Lineage: Eukaryota; Metazoa; Nematoda; Chromadorea; Rhabditida; Rhabditidae.